This is a messenger RNA of Plasmodium gonderi, 7152 nucleotides long. Its product is annotated as kinesin-19. The transcript has a single exon. Gene Ontology annotation, biological process: mitotic spindle organization; microtubule-based movement. Lineage: Eukaryota; Apicomplexa; Aconoidasida; Haemosporida; Plasmodiidae. Gene Ontology annotation, molecular function: microtubule binding; microtubule motor activity; ATP binding. Bases 1 to 7152 code for a protein of 2383 amino acids. The record is from RefSeq and is a predicted model, not a curated record.
AUGAAAUACGGGCUUAUAAUGGACGAAACAAAUGAAUCAAGAUGUGAAAAAACAUAUACGUCAGAUACUGUAUCAGAACGCUUUGUAAGUAAGCAGGGAGGAUAUUUUAACAAUAACAGUAAUAGUGAGAGUAACAAUAACAGUAAUAGUGAGAGUAACAAUAACAGCAAUAGUGACGGUAAUAGUGGUAGCUAUAGUGGUAACAAUUGUGAUACCAAUAAUAAGGGCAAUGCAAAUAGCCAUAGCCACCAUAAUUGUAAUUGUUCAAAGAGUAACUUUAUUGGUGAACCCAGCAAAUUCUAUAAAAAAAGCAUAACAGUGGAACACAGCAGCGAUAAUGAACAUUCUUUUGGGAAAAAUAAAUAUAAGGAUUACUCAAAACAAAGCACACUAAACAUAGAUAAUAAGGAUAAUGAGAAUGUGACAGAUCAUUCCUCAGAAUUUAACGAUUUUUGUAUACAAAAGGAAAGAAAAGGCUACAAUAGCAGUUUCAAGAAGACUUGUAAAGGGUAUAGUGAACAAAUUUGUGAAGUGGUUUCCAAUACAGAUGAUUUUAGUAACGAAAAACCCUCCAAUAGAAAUGAAGUAGUAACUUCUCAAAUGAACGAAAAUGACAUUUUCACCCCCUGUAAGGAGAAAAGGGACAUAUCCAUCUACAAAAUGAACGGAAGAAACUUAAAUAUAAGAGUUACGAAGGAGAGUGUGAUAAAAGAAACGGGAACGAAUCAGAACGAAAAAACCGAAUGUGAAAUGCCCAAAUGUGAAAAAAACAUGGAUGAAGAAGGUGAAGAGAAUUCCAUAAAAAAUGAAGAAAACGAUUCAAUAUUGUAUGAAGGAAAUGAGAAAAAUUCCCAGAAUAUAUCAAAAAUCUACAGGGAUACAUUGGGAAACAAUUUAGACAUUAAUUGGAAUAAAUCACAAAUAAAAACAUGCAUUAGAAUUAAGCCAUUAGAUACAGUGGGGAAUCCAUCAGAAAAUGUAGUUACACAAAAGGGACAAAACAAAAUAUUAAUUAAUUACGGAAUGCAGAGUGAAAAUAAGAAAUGUGAAUUUUUGGUGGAUAGAAUUUUUAAUGAAGGCAGUACACAAUCUGAUAUUUGGAGAAGUAUUUGUUUUUGCAUAGAUUCUAUUUUUUAUUUUAAGAAUGCAACUAUAUUUGCUCAUGGUCACACAGGGACAGGGAAAACAUACACCAUGAUAGGUCCUGAUGUCAUGGAGCUAAUUAAAAAAAAAAAAAAAAAAACUAGAUAUUUUGCAAAACGAAUUCAGCCAAUUGAAUUGUUAAUAAAUACAAAUAGUUUAAAGAUUCUAAAUAAUAGCAGCAAUAGUAACAGCAACAAUUUUUUAUACGACAGAAAGAGGUCCUGUUCACAACCAAUCUUUAACUUCCCCCCUAGAAUGAUCCCUUUAGCAAAUGGAAAUUAUAGCAAUUAUAAGAAAAUGUACGAUGUGCCAAACAAUACUGCAUGCAGUGGUCCCUACAAUUCUGCUAACAAUUCGUCAAUCAGCACACCAAAUUGUUCCCACAAUCCUAGGUAUUAUCACAAGUCUAAUAUGGAGUGCAUAAGUGAAAAUAAUUACGGAAAGUAUGAAAUUUACAAAAACUUUUCUGAAUAUCAAAGCGAGUAUAAGCCUAAUAUGAAAAGUUUAAAAGAUGAAAUUAGGUUAAUUAUGAAUUCAGAAAAAAAGGGUAUGAUACCUAGGGCAUGUGAGGAAAUAAUGAAUAGACUAUCGUUGAUGAAGGCUUUUCGUAGUGGGGUAGAAGUGUGCCGUGAUGAAAGAGAACGCAUGGAUAGUGAAAAUCGAAGUGACAGUCAAAGUUACGAUCGUGGUGAUGUUCAAAAUGGUGCCCGUGACAUUCCGGCAGGAAAAACAAAAAGGCAAGAAAAUUGCCUCGACGAGCUACGCGAAAAGAAUAAAAAAAGGAAGGAUGUGUUUAAAAGCGUGAAGGUAUACGCAUCUUAUAUGCAACUGUACAACGAUAGAAUAUUUGAUUUAUUAAAUCCGUAUACGGAACCACAACUUUAUUUAAGUACGAAAAAGUCUAAAUUCUCGAAUAACACCACGUCCGUUUCUGGUUUAUUGACUGUAGAAGUUACAAGCUGUGAAGAGUUGAUAGAACUGUUGAUAGAUGGCACAAGUAACAGAGCAUGCAGAAUUACGAAAACGAAUGAAAUGUCGACAAGAUCACAUUCAAUAUUUAAAAUUGAAUUAAGGUAUAUGAAUAGUUCUAAGCCAGAAUGUUUUAAGUCAGGUAAUUUAUUACUAAUUGACUUGGCAGGGAAUGAAAAAUAUGCAGCAUCUAAUGAAAAAUUAUAUACUACAGAAGUGUGUUCCAUAAAUCGAAGUUUGUCAGCUUUGUCACUUUGCAUUAAUGAGUUGUCGAAGGGUAAUAAAAACAUCAGCUAUAGAAAUUCUAUAUUGACGAGGUUGCUACAAGAUUCAUUGGGUGGAUCUAGUAAAACUGUUUUCAUAUGCACCAUAUCUGCGUGUAUGAGAAAUGCACGUGAUACCCUGUCCUCCUUAAAGUUAGUAUCAAAGGCAAAAAAAAUACAAAUCGAAAAUAGGUGUAACAAGACACUCGUAUAUGAAGAGGAUAUAAGAAAACUAAAGAAGGAACUACAUUUUCUGAAAAAAUUUGUUUUUUUUCAAUAUAUUACAAAUAAGUACGAGAGUCGGAAAAGAUUGAAAAAAAUAAAAGAAUUUUAUAUUGCCAACUCUGCGCUUGCUAAGGAGGAAUCCAUUUUUCAUCGUCCCAGUGUUGGUUCCUAUGGGGGAACAGUUGGUAUCGAUAGUGGUAGCGGUGACAGCACUGUUGAUAGAAGUAGCGCUUGUAGUAGAAGUUCCAAUGGUGAAAUUCUUGAGGACAAGGAAAUGUGUGAUAAAUGGAGAAAUCGGAAGGGGAUCAAAGAGGAGAUAGACAUUCCGGAAGAAGGGAGAAUGGUCGGAGAGGAAUUAAACGAAGUUGAUUCGAAUGAAUAUAGGAAUAAUGCAAUUGGAGCCAACGGAUGUGUAGAUAACAGCGCUGAGAAUAAGGAAGCAAACGAGAACGAAUAUCAUAGCAUGUACGAGGGAAUAGAAAACAUUUAUAAUGAUUAUGAACUUACGUCAUUCAACUCUCUUCUAUAUCAGUGGAACUUGAAUAAGUCUAGUAUUAAAAAGGUAAAGGAGAAAUUAUUGAAAAACCUAAAUAAUAAAAAGAAUUUUUGGUUUCACUUCAAUGGGAAUAUAAACAAAAAGAGCAUCAUGAACUUUAUAGAAACGCAUACAAUCGAGUAUGAGAUAGAAAGUGAUGGAGAACUAUAUAAUGAAAGUAGUGAUAGUCAUGAAAAUGUGGUUAUGGGCGAAUACGAAGAAGAGGAAAUAGAAGAAGGAGAAAACUGCAUUGAAGAGGUAGGUGAUUAUAACGAAAAUGACUUCGAUAACAAUAGCAAUUAUGAUGGAAGUAAAAAUAAAGAUCAGCAAGGCAAUGCGAAUUACGACAACGUGGAUGGAGAGGAAAAUGAAAUUUCUAGCUCUUAUGAAGAUGUCACAUGUACGAGAGAACAAACAUUGCAGGAGAAUAACGCAAGGAGCAAUGAAGAUAAUAUAAAGGAUGAAAAAAAAGGUGUCGAAAUAUUCCGUCCUCAUGACUAUGGUGAUAAUAAAUGUAUCAUUUUGGAUGGGAAAUGUAGAAAUAUUUUGAAAGAGAGAGGUAAUAUAAGUGAUGAUCAUGAGGGGUAUGUAGUAAAGAGGGGUGUUAUGGAAAAAGAAGGCCGUAACCAUUGUAUCAUGAAUAAGGGGGAGAAUAGCGAGAAAAGGGAAAAUGAAGAUCCAAAUAUAAAUUUGGAAAAAGUAAAGGAUACCAUUUACGCAGAAGAUGUUAUAAGCUAUAAGACAAUGAAAAAAUGCAACAGUAAAAAAUUAAAUUGUACACCGGAGGUGACAAAUGCAAUAUUUGUGCAAAAUUACAAUUCUGAAAAUGUAGAAAAAUCGCAAAGUAAUAAAAAAAAUGGCACUUCCGUUUUAGGAAAAUUUGCAGGAUCCACAGAAAAUACCCAAUACAUGGAUAUGAUUCCAAGGGAUAAAAAUCUUAGAGGAGAAAUGAGAAAAGAAGGGAACUUACAAAGGGGAGGGGUAAAUGAAGGAAUUAAUUCAUUUUUUUGCAAUUUAUCUAUGAGUAUUAACAAGAGAAAAGGGACUAGUAGGAUUUGUAAAAAUAAGUCACAUGAACAGGGUGUGAUGAAUGUAACCGAACAAAAAAGAAGAAAAAAAAAGGUCAUAAAAUGUAUAAAAACAGAGAAAGAGAGAAACAUAUAUAAUACCUGGAACAGGAAUGGUGGGUGCAAAAACAAUGUUGAGAAAACCUCUUUGUUCUCGAAUGGUAGAGGAACUUACAGAAAAAAAAAGUACGCUGAAUUGCAUAAAUUUAGUAAAUGCACGCACUUGUUGGAUGUAAAUUAUGGAACGGAUCUAACUUCAUCGGAUAAUGCCACGUAUAGGAGUUCAUUCAAGAAGGGUUUAGUGAAUGGUAUAGGUAAGAAGAUGAGUGAAGUUUGGAAAGGUACAAAAGAAAAUAUCAUGACUAGCCAUGCAGAAAUAAAUGGAAAAGACUCAAAAAGAAUGGAAGAUCCAACAGAAAAAGGGGAUGGCUGGAGGAGAGAAAAAAAAGAUCUCAGUGAUGGCUUCCAAAUGAAGAAGACACUUUGCUCUAAUUCCAUGAAUUAUAAAUUGGGGCAUAGGAGUGAUGAACAGAAUAAUCUAUAUAAUUUACCCAAUCUACAGUAUCUAUUGGAAUUAAGUAAUCUAAAUAAGAAACACAAUUUUGUUAAUAAUGUGGGGAUAAAUAACAUGGUAAUUAAUAAGGUUAAUAUUUUCCCCAAUUCGAAAGAAGAAAAAAUUUAUGGUGGGAAUGUGUGUGAGAUGAAAAAUAAAGACUUAUUUGUCCUAAGAGAUGACAUAGCAAGUGGUAAAAUAAAAACAAAUGGAAGUGUUCCAGUUGCAGUGUCAGUUCCAGGGAAUUACAUAGAAAGGGAUAAUUUAACUGGAGAAAAAAAAGAGCACAGAGGGAGAUCCGUCAGUGAAAAUUGUUGUUUGAGCAAUUGGAAGAAUAAAACUAUUAUAGGACAAAAUAGCAAGGGGAAGUUUGCGUAUUAUAUCGAAUUUGACAAAAUUAAUGAUGUGAAAAAAUAUAUCACAGAUGGGAAUAUAACUACCAAUAUGAGAAAGGGGAAUAAUAAUGAUUUGAAAAUACAUAGUGAGGAACACGUCGAGGACAUAUAUAGAGGUGUAAAAAAUAGAGUGGACAGUUUUGAUAAAAAAAAAAAAAAAAGAAAAAAUCAUUUAAUUGCACAAAUUGAGGAGAGCUGGUUAAAUUUUGAGAAAAAAUUAGAAACAAAACUGAUAGGAAGAAAAGAAAUGAAAAAGGAUGCUCAAGGAGGUGAAAGUGAUAGCAGCAAAAGAAAAGCGAUACAGGCAUGUGAUAGAAGCAAACUGAGCGCAUUGGAUGAAAAUAAGAAAAAGUUAGACAUAUUAAAAAGUCGUUAUGAGAAAAUACUGGUAUCCAAAUCUCAAAAAAGGGAUUCUAAAGAUGUCUCUUUGUUGUGCCAUUCUGUUGGAGGUUUCGACACUAAGAACAGUAUUGCAGGAUACAAUAGUAGCAGCUGCAAUGGCCUUGGUACGACAAGGGGGGCUGCUUUUUCAGAAAGUGGUAUUAGCACCAUUCCAUCUGCACAUAAUAUUAGAGCAUUCAAAAAUAUAGAGUUUCAGAGUCCUAAAAAAAAAAAGAGUGAUGUAUAUAGAGGCUAUGAAAACGUUAUUCAGCAUAACAUGAGUAAUAAUCCAGUAUCAUUUGAGGAGGAAAUUACUAGUUGGAGGAAGAAGGGAUUUACACAUGAUAAUAAUAACACCGUAAAAAAGAAACAUGAUUUAAGUAGAACCAUAGUAGGAGGUGCAGAUAAUUUUCAAGAGUUUAUAAGAAUGUCAGAUCCAGAAAGAGGAAAACGAUUCUUUGUUCAUAACAAUCUAAACGGAACCUAUACAGGAAUGGGAAACAAAAAAUGGUACAAAAGUGAAAUAGUAAAUAAAUUAACAAAUUCGAAGAUUGAAGAAAGGGAAGACAGCCAAAUGGAAAAACUAAAAUUGGAAAUUACUAAAGGGAAAAAGGUGCAUAAGACUAAUACUGUGGGGAAAGUAUAUGUCCUGAAUAGCACAGAUUUGUGUAGAGGGGAAAAUAAUUCUACAGGAGCUGAAAAUUUAAGAAAAAAUAUGAAUCUAAAUGAAAAUUUGAUUUUCACAAGAGAAUAUAAUGCCAGGGACGAUUGCACUUAUGUCAACAAUAGAAGCAAUGUUGAUGGGUCAGAUAAAAUUACGAAAAAAUGGAAUUAUCAUAUGGUUAACAGAAAUGGAUUAGGUACACGUAACAAUUCGAAGAAUGUUCAGUUAGAAAGAAAGACAUCAAGCAGUGGCAUAAGCAACUGUGUAUUAUUAUCCACGCAAGGAAAUUUUCAAAAUUGGGAAGGGUAUACUAGCGGAGGAGUAGUAUCAAAAAGAGAGGACACACUGUGCAGAGAUAUUGCUGCAAGGAGAAGAAUGCAAAUAGGGAAAAACAAACCGAAAAUUGAAAUACUUAAUAUGAAUAAGUAUGGUGGAAAAUAUAUGGAGGAAGAAAAUGUUCAAAAUGGUUAUGUGCAUGAAAAGGAAAAUAAUUCUUCAGAUGUAUGCUAUUACAAAAGUAGAAAAAUGCAUAAGAUGGAUUUUUUUCAUCCCAAUGCUGGUAGCAUUUAUGACAACUAUGAAAAUCCUGAAAACGUAAAAAUGAGAAAUUGCAAUUACACAAAUUGUCAUAGAAUAUAUCAUAAUAAUAAAAUUAAUUAUGGGAAUAGUGUGAUACCUUAUAGCAAGAAAACGAAAAUGAAUGAAAGUAUAAAAAAUAUUCAUUCGUAUAGUAAUGAUUUUCAUUCCGAUAAACUCAUUGUUAAGAAUGGUAUAAUUUAUGGAGAAAAAAUUAAUAAGGUACAAGAUGUACUUCCUACGCAUGGCAGUGGCCAUAAGGAUAAGGUCGAAAUGUAUUUUCAUGAUUUUAACACAAAUGAAUUUAGACAACUCAAAUUAAUACAUGGAAAUGCUAUGAAAUGUGAUCGACCGAUUUACAAGGCCAGUACAUUCAAAUAA